Molecule: messenger RNA, 2065 nt
Organism: Nymphaea colorata (pocket water lily)
Lineage: Eukaryota; Viridiplantae; Streptophyta; Magnoliopsida; Nymphaeales; Nymphaeaceae
Product: cysteine--tRNA ligase, chloroplastic/mitochondrial-like
Exons: 9
Coding region: 131-1636 (501 amino acids)
Biological process (GO): cysteinyl-tRNA aminoacylation
Cellular component (GO): cytoplasm
Molecular function (GO): ATP binding; cysteine-tRNA ligase activity
Source: RefSeq, a predicted model, not a curated record
GCGCGUACUUCCGUUACUUUUUCUCUCUCUGGGUGCCUGCAGAGGAGACCACAGGGGACGAAGGGAGGGGCUGGAAGAAGGAGGAGAAGCACGAAGGAAACUCAGAGCGGGUCAAGCUGCAGAGAGGGGGAUGGAGGGAGAGGAAUUCCAACUCCACAACACAAUGACGAAGCAAAAGGAGCCUUUCCGCCCUAGGGUUCCGGGGAAGGUCGGGAUGUACGUCUGUGGCGUUACGGCCUACGAUCUGAGCCAUAUCGGCCAUGCCCGAGUAUACGUCGCCUUCGACGUCCUCUACAGAUAUCUCAAGCAUUUAGGAUAUGAAGUAAAUUAUGUGCGUAACUUCACAGAUGUAGAUGACAAGAUAAUCCGAAGGGCAAAUGAGCUAGGUGAAGAUCCAAUAAGCUUGAGUGCUCGGUUUUGUGAGGAGUUUCUUCUUGAUAUGGCUGACCUUCAGUGCCUGCCUCCUACAGUCCAACCUCGUGUAUCUGAUCACAUACCUCAGAUCAUUGAAAUGAUACAAAAGAUCAUCGAUAAUGGAUGUGCCUAUGUGCUAGAAGGGGAUGUGUAUUUCUCCGUUGACAAGUCUCCUGAUUAUGGUCGGUUAUCUGGGAGGAAACUAGAGGAUAAUCGAGCUGGGGAACGUGUUGCUGUGGAUGAAAGAAAAAGAAACGCUGCUGACUUUGCUCUGUGGAAGUCAGCAAAGCCUGGUGAACCAACGUGGGACAGCCCUUGGGGACCAGGUAGACCAGGGUGGCACAUUGAGUGCAGCGCCAUGAGUUCUCAGUACCUGGGCCAUGCUUUUGACAUCCAUGGUGGUGGGAUGGACCUGAUAUUCCCUCAUCAUGAAAAUGAGAUUGCUCAGAGCUGUGCUGCCUGCCCAGAGAGCAAUGUUAGUUACUGGGUGCAUAAUGGUUUUGUCACUGAGAACAAGGAAAAGAUGUCCAAGUCUCUGGGAAAUUUUUCACGAUUCGUCACUGAAAGAUAUCAUCCACUUGCUCUGAGGCUUUUCUUGAUGGAUACUCAUUAUCGCUCUCCUGUUAAUUAUUCGGAAGCUCAACUAGAAAGUGCAUCAGACCGUCUAUUUUAUAUUUAUCAGACAUUGCAUGAUUGUGAAGCAACUUUAUCGCAAUUUCAAGAUAAACCUCCCAAUGGGCGUGUUACACCUGAUACAAAGAAUUGCAUUGACAAGUUCCGGAGGGAUGUUGAGUCUUCAAUGGCAAAUGACCUGCACACAAAUGAUGUGUUAAAGGAUCUUUGGGACCCACUUAAGGCCAUGAAUGCUCUUAACUCGGGCAAGGGAGGGCAGAAGCAGCAGGCUUCUCGUAUCUUGUCCCUGAUCGCAUUGGAAAAGGAAGUGAAGGACGUUCUGACCAUCCUUGGACUGAUAUCGACAUCACCAUGUGAGGUCUUACUGCAACUGAGAAACUUGGCACUCAAGAGGGCACAACUGACAGAAGAGCAGUUGCUUCAGCGAGUUGAAGAAAGAGUUGCAGCAAGAAAGAACAAGGAAUAUGAGAAGUCUGACAAAAUAAGGAACGAAUUGGCAAAGCUUGGGAUAGGCCUAAUGGAUAACGAUCCAAGGGGAAGAAUCUGGAUACCGAUUGUGCCACCUGAAAAGGAGGCGGCUGCUGCUUGAACACACCAUUUGCUCCAUUUGCAAGAGCCCGUGUUUUCUAGUGCUCUUCCACAACCAUCUGAUGUCCAUUUCAGUUGGCUUCCAUGCAUAAUCACAAGGAGGCUUGUAUUCUUACACAACCUGAUUUGUACUCCAGCCAUAAUCCCUCAUUUUAAGCACAUUACAGUGGGAAACCAUACUAUGAUAGUGUCAUUUUUGCUAGGCUUCCUUUUUUAGUUGGCACCAUGAUAGCAUCUUUUAUUCAACUAUUAGUGUUAAAGAAAACGAGGGUGUUUAUUGUUUUGACCUCUGUCCUUGCUGAGCGUUGUUUUGGUACAUUGUCAUUUUUAGUAUGACAUACAAUGUAAUCUACUGUUUCAUCCUAUAACUUGAGCAGCCAUCUGCCAAGAUAUCUAUAUAAGUUUGCGCAUGAUGCCCUUUUUUGCUUUG